UGGCACAUCAAAAUAUGACAUUGAAGACAUUUUUAAUACCUAUUUUUAUUGUGUACAUAAUUUUCUAUAGCAUAAUUGAAUUUGUGAUUUUAAAUGUAAUCUAUCAUGUAUAUUUUUCCAUAUUUUGUUUUGAUAUUCGUUAUUAUAACUACAUUGGAGGAAUCAUCUAUGGGUAAACGAUGGAAGCCAUGAUAUAAAAGAAGAAGCAACAUAAUCAGUUAUACAGUUAUUUGAUAAUUUAAUUAUGUUAAUCCAUAUUAACAUGAUAGAAAUAGUUAUUCGAUGGACGAACAUUACUGGAAUGAUAUAUUGAGUUCAUUAUAUUUAACGAUAAUGGAUCUAAUUUACUCGCAAGUUCUUGGAAAUCUAAACAGAUACAUAAUGGAGUCGCCGUAUGUAUCGGCCCACUGGCUCUCCGCAUUCGUUCUUCUCUGCUCUUUCUUCUCCACCCACACGCUCAACACUAAGAUCCAUGAGCACAUGACACCGGAUGAACUGCAACACGUCUUCCACGUGGAACACCACAGCAGAGUGCCAGAAUACCACCUAGUUCAACUAACCCACCACCUCUCCAGGCGGCACAUCGCUACCUCCCAUUCCACCAACUCCCACAAUGCUACCUCCAGCAAGAUACCUCACGAAAAGAACUUCAAAGAGAAGGCACCGAGCCCCCCCUCCCUUCUCAACGACGAAAUGUUCGUCAAAGUGAAAGAAUACAUCAAAGAUGUGGACAUCAUUGGAGAUCUGAACAAUACAGUGAGCGUUCGGUUCGGUGAUAAUUCAAGUGUUAGUGAUAGUGAAGGUGUUCUCAGUGACAAGGUGCAUGCUGUGGAGGAUCAGGAUCUUGAUGUCCAUAAAAUUGAUCUGGAAGCGUUCGGUCGGCAGUUGAAAUUGGUUCUGAAGAGGCAGGAGGGGCUGUUCAAGAAGGACGGCCUGAAGGUGUGGCGGGCGCUGAAGAAUGAGUCUCAGCCGCAUGGCGUGGACUACGAGGAGAUGGCUACGGAAGACGAAGACCUUGGCGACUUGUAUCAGGACGAAGAGAAUGGAGCCGCGUUGCUGAUCAGGCGGCAUCCGAAACACGGGAAACUUAUGGUGGAAGGUUCAAUCGGUCACGACCUGGUGAUCCGUCCGAUACCGGACUCGAUGACGGCUGCGGUGCAGGACGACGAAAUGUUCAUGGACCCGUCCAGCAUGGCUGACAUGGUUUCCAUCGACACCGGCCUGCCGAUAUUAAAGAGAAAGCGAGAAGAGCAGCAGAGACUCCAGCGGGCGCUGAACGGCGCUCACCACGUCAUCAUCAAGCGGGAUCCGGCGCAGAUCGACCACUUGAGUGACUACGCAUUCAUGGAGCCAGACCACUUGGGCAAGAGGUUUAGGAAGAAACGUUCUACUGAGACGCACACGAGGCGGAAAAGGGAGGCACCCUAUGUGAUAUACCCCGAAAUUCUAGUCAUUGUCGACUAUGACGGCUACAGGUUACACGGUGGCGACAACGUUCAAAUCAAGCGAUAUUUCGUUUCGUUUUGGAACGGUGUCGAUUUGCGUUACAAGCUGCUGAAGGGGCCCAGAAUACGCAUAUCCAUCGCCGGCAUCAUUAUAUCGAGGGGUAGAGACGCCACACCCUACCUCGAAAGGAACAGGGUAGGCCGCGACGCUAUAGAUUCAGCCGCCGCGCUCACUGACAUGGGCAAGUAUCUGUUCAGGGAGCGACGGUUGCCAGUCUACGAUAUAGCUGUUGCAAUCACCAAACUAGACAUGUGCAGAAGACAAUAUCCGAACGAAGCGUGCAAUAGAGGGACAGCAGGAUUCGCGUAUGUGGGCGGCGCGUGCGUAGUGAACAAGAGAUUAGAGAAGGUCAACUCCGUUGCCAUUAUUGAGGACACCGGCGGUUUCUCUGGAAUCAUUGUCGCUGCUCAUGAAGUUGGACAUUUACUAGGCGCAGUGCAUGACGGCAGCCCCCCUCCCACGUACCUCGGCGGUCCAGGAGCUGAGAAAUGCCAGUGGAAGGACGGCUUCAUCAUGUCUGAUCUCAGGCACACCGAGAAGGGAUUCAGGUGGUCGCCAUGCAGUGUGCAGAGCUUCCAUCACUUCUUAAACGGCGACACGGCGACGUGUCUGUACAACUCGCCGCACGAGGACGACUCGCUGCCGCGCGUGCUGCCCGGCCGCCUGCUCACGCUCGACGCGCAGUGCAGGAAGGAUCGAGGCACCAGCGCGUGUUUCAAGGACGAGCGCGUGUGCGCGCAGCUGUUCUGCUUCGACUCGGCGAGCGGCUACUGCGUGGCGUACCGGCCCGCCGCCGAGGGCUCCACCUGCGGCGACGGACAGUACUGCAUCAACGGGAGAUGUAUAACGGAACACGAGAACAUAAUCCCGGACUACUCGCAGCACACGCCGAGCUACGUGCGGCCCGACGCGAGCUACUACAACAACAUCACCAGCUACGAAGCAUCCACACAAGCGUACGUAAGCACUACAACCCAACAUUCAGACUACAAAAGCACAUCUAGCUACAAAACAACAGGAAUAUCGACAACCGAAGACGCAUUCAAAUACUACUUAACAACGAGAAAACCAUACGUGUUCACACAAACAACGAAACUCACAGAGAGACCAGUGACGUUCCUAUCGAUAAAUAAAUUAUCGACAACCAAAAAUCCGUACGAUUUCAAAGAUUUCACCACGCCGUCGCCAGCGACUACGAAGCGUGGCUUCUUCAAGAAGGACGAUUUGGACAGCUUCUUCGGUAGAUCUACGACGCGAAGUUAUCAGGACAAGGGCGUACAGCCUGUGUUCAAAAUUGGCACUUAUUACACACAAAAAUCGAGCGAUAAUUCCAUAAGACCCGAUGCGAACUCGCAGCAAGUUCAGAUCGAACCGGCACGGUUGGUCGCGUCUUACCAAAGGAAUCUGACGGGCGGACUCGUCCCGCAGUAGAUUUACGAUUGCCGCCACUAACCUAUCGAGUGUGCCGCGCUUUUAAGACUGCCUUCCCGACGGCGUCCCGAUGCAGUCCCCGUGCAUUCGGGAACGACGUCCCACAAUUGCCGAUAUCCCGUAACUUCUGCAACGAAGCUUAGUUAUGGGCUGACUAGCCAGGGGAAAUCGUAAAGGUUACCUGAUUCCCCUGGUCUAGCCCCAACAAAAUUAGGUUACCAGGGGAAUGUUUGGGAUCUCGUCCGAAUAUCUUUUAGAUUCCCCUGGCGCGACCCAUGCUAGUUGUAAAUAUUAAAACGGGUGUUAUACGGUCGUGUGCGUGUCUGAAGACGAUGUCGGACACAAAACAGUGAGUGAUAUUACAAUGUGAUUGUGUUUACGAACUUUAAGUACGCUAGGUAUUAAUUUUUAAAUUGUCGGCGGUGGCAAUGGAUGUAUGAAAAGUGCGAUUUAUCGAUAUUUUUAUCGAUAGUGGUCACAACUCUAUUCGUAUCGAUUGUGUAAGAAUCGAUUAUGUUUAAAAUUGGAUUAGUUUUAUGUAUUAAUAUGACAAUGUUUUACUUUAUAAAAUGACAUUACAUAAUGAAUCAUAGGGAUGACAUCGUAUACAAUUUUUAUACAUCCGUUUCCACCCCAUAGUAUAAUAGUAUUGCAGGUGAUACACCCAAAUGUGUUGGUUUUUCGGAAUUAAAUAUGAAUACUCCUUUUACUGUAAAAAUAGCGAUGUUCAAUAAAAGAAAACUGCCACAAAGUGCCUUUUAUACAGUAGUUAAGAAUUUAAACUUAAGUAAAACAUAUUUUGUUAAAAAACUGACUACGACUGGUUCGCUGUCUUCUGAACAAUUAGGUAUAUAUAUUUUUUUUAUAAUUAAGUUGUCUUUCUGUACUCCAUAUACUGGAUUUAAAAUUUUCGUUGUUUAGUCUGUUUUAUGUCUAAAAUUAUUUAUGUGACAUAGCUGUAAUAAAGUUACCACUAUGAAUAAAAACUAUUUUGGUGUAAAAAAAAAUCUUUAGUUUUUUACGAACGACCAUGUUACAUCACUUGCCUUUGACAUACUAUUUAUUAUAUAUUUAUGUAUAAAUUGAAUCUUUCCUCCAAAUUGAAUAAAUUUAAGAAAAAUAUAGAAAAAUAAUGAAUA
Manduca sexta (tobacco hornworm) is the source of this 4076-nucleotide messenger RNA. RefSeq names its product A disintegrin and metalloproteinase with thrombospondin motifs 16 (gene Adamts-like). The transcript has 17 exons. Gene Ontology annotation, molecular function: metalloendopeptidase activity. Gene Ontology annotation, biological process: proteolysis. Lineage: Eukaryota; Metazoa; Arthropoda; Insecta; Lepidoptera; Sphingidae. The record is from RefSeq and is a predicted model, not a curated record. The coding region runs from base 283 to 2937 and encodes 884 amino acids.